This is a messenger RNA of Culex quinquefasciatus (southern house mosquito), 2702 nucleotides long. Its product is annotated as CDK5RAP1-like protein. The record is from RefSeq and is a predicted model, not a curated record. Gene Ontology annotation, molecular function: 4 iron, 4 sulfur cluster binding; tRNA-2-methylthio-N(6)-dimethylallyladenosine(37) synthase activity. The transcript is spliced from 3 exons. Gene Ontology annotation, biological process: negative regulation of cyclin-dependent protein serine/threonine kinase activity; protein ubiquitination; tRNA modification. Gene Ontology annotation, cellular component: mitochondrion; cytosol. Bases 1 to 2385 code for a protein of 794 amino acids. Lineage: Eukaryota; Metazoa; Arthropoda; Insecta; Diptera; Culicidae.
AUGAAGUGCACCGCGUUCCGGUUCCUGUCCCGCCGCUAUCUAAACCCAAACACCCUCGCCGUGCGCUGGAAACACGAUAAAGUCAGCCCCAGUAAACCGGACCUCCAUAGCGGACCAGGCCUGCAGGACUUCAUUAGUGCCUCCGCAUCGUCAAACGGUAUAAAUGUCCACCAGGUUCAACACCCUCGGGACAUCCCGCCGUACCUGUCCCGGGAGAGUCUGCUGGGCCAGAGGAGGAAGGUGUUCUUCGAGGUGUACGGUUGCCAGAUGAACACCAACGAUACGGAGAUUGUGUGGUCGAUACUUAAGGGUCACGAGUACCAGCGGACCGGAAGCAUUAAGGACGCCGACGUGGUGCUGCUGAUGACCUGCGCGAUUCGGGACGGAGCGGAGAGUACGGUGUGGAACCGGUUGAAGCACGUGCGGUUGAUGAAGGAGCGGCGGGAAUCGGAGGGAAGGGCAUUGCAGGUUGGGGUUCUGGGCUGUAUGGCCGAGCGGUUGAAGCGGCAGCUGGUGGAGAAGGAGGGUUCCGUUGAUGUGGUUGCGGGUCCGGAUAGCUACAAGGAUUUACCGCGGUUGUUGGCGGUUGGCCAGAAGGGACAGAAGGCGAUCAACGUGCUGCUUUCGUUGGACGAAACGUACGCGGACGUGAUGCCGGUGAAGCUGGAUCGGAAAUCGCGGACGGCGUACGUGUCGAUCAUGCGAGGUUGCGACAACAUGUGCUCGUACUGUAUUGUUCCGUUUACGCGAGGGAAGGAGCGGUCCCGGCCGGUGGCUUCCAUCCGCGAGGAGGCUCUUCAUUUGGAGGCGAAAGGAAUUAAGGAAAUUACGUUGCUUGGCCAGAACGUGAACAGUUAUCGGGAUCUUAGUACGGAGUCGGAUGGCAAGAAGCAAGCCUCCGUUCUAGCACCAGGUUUCAAAACUGUCUACAAAACUAAGGUUGGAGGCCUCCGAUUCGCCGAACUUCUAACUGAACUCGCGGAAACAGUUCCAGAGAUGCGAAUCAGAUUUACCUCUCCUCAUCCAAAGGACUUCCCCCGUGAGGUUCUAGAAACCAUCGCUCGCUACCCGAACAUCUGCAAGAAUCUCCACUUACCAGCACAAUCCGGCAGCUCAACCGUCCUGGAACGAAUGCGCCGCGGCUACACCCGGCAAGCCUACCUAAACCUAGUCGACGAAGUACGCACCAUCGUGCCGAACGUGACCCUGUCCAGCGACUUCAUCUGCGGAUUUUGCGGUGAAACCGACGCAGAAUUCGCCGAAACGCUGUCCCUGAUCGAGCAGGUCGGCUAUCACACGGCAUUCCUGUUUGCGUACAGCAUGCGGGAGAAAACGACCGCCCAUCGGCGCUUCACGGACGACGUCCCAAACCCCGUCAAACAGCAACGCCUACGCGAAAUGAUAAAAGUCUUCCGCGCGGGAGCGGAACGCCUGAACGCACAGUUUGUCGGUCGCGAAGAGUUGAUCCUCGUCGAAGGGACGAGCAAGCGGUCGCCGAACGAUUUGGCCGGGCGAAACGAUGGCAACGUGAAGGUGAUUAUUCCCGGAGGGGAUGUUCCCGUUGGAGGGGAGGACGCCGACGAACGGAAGACCAUCGUGAGUGGGGAUUACGUCGCGGUCAGGAUUGUGGAGUCGAAUUCGCAGAUUCUGAAGGCGGUGCCGCUGUAUCUGAGUAGUAUCAGAGAGUUUGCCGACAGGAAUGGAGCCAAGAAGUUGGCGGAGAGUUUGUCUUUGCCCUCCUACUCCUCCUCCUGCUUCCCCUCGUCCACAAACUUGCUACAAACAGGACCGCCGCGACCCCGCCGUGAACCUGUUCCGGUGGUUCGUGAGAGAAGCAGGUCCCGGUCACGGUCGCUCUCACCGGUGGAGCGACGGCUGCGCCAGCUAGACGAGGAACGCCAACGGAAGGAGGCCCAGCUGAGGAAGGCCGCUGAGUCGCAGCGGAAGUACGACCACCGAAGAAGCUCGUCCAGUUCCGGCAGCAGCAGCAGCGAUGGCUCAGAUAACGAAGGACCGGUCGCUCCGCCGGCCCCUCCAGUCAUAUCCAAAGUUGGUUUCAGCUUCCAGAAACCCCCCUCGGCCAAACCCACCUCCGCCGGCUUCCAACUGCAGCAGCAGCAGAAACCAUCCGCCGUUCAGCUCAAGCUGGCGUCCGGUCCAAAAAAGGAAAAGCCGAAGCUGCUUAAGCCAACCGCCAAUGCAUUCGCCGACGACAGCGAUGACGAGCCGGAAGAGAUGCCCGCCGAGUGCCGGAUGAGGAUGCGGAACAUUGGCCGCGAAACGCCCACCAGCUCCGGGCCGAACUCGUUCGGUAAGACCAAGCACGGCUUCUGCGACUCCAAGAAGAUGCUGGAAAAGAAGCUCAACUCGCUGCACGACAGCUAGACUGGUGGCCCCGCGAUCCGCGCGUUCCAGGUUCGUUUUCUUGAGAUUCUCACCCACACACACAAUUUGCACUGAGGACACACAGGUAACGUGUUCGUUCGUUCUACUUUCACUUUAAAAUUGUGGAAAGAUAAAAAAAAGUAGAUAUUUGGAAGAUUAGGGUGUGUGUUCGCUGGGCAAGCGAACGGGAAUCGUCGCGCCCGGUUUCUUUUGCUCUUCUAUUUUUAAUUCUGUAUCCAAGCAAAUCAUCAAUCUUAAGCUGUACUUGAAUUCUUUAAGUAUAGACCAAUUUCAAUAAAGUUGAUAUUCUAACUUAA